GGCAUAGGCUAUAUAAAGCAAGGUGCCGCUUUGUCCACCUGGUGCACCGUCUUUGAAGGUAUCGCAAGUAAGCAGCAAACAUGGCAGAAUUCAAUCGCUCACAGGUGUUGGGAUCUGUGUUUGACACUACCAGCAGGUAUAUACGUUUGGCCUUUGCGCCCUGUCAUCGACUCCGAAGAAAUUAACCGUUCGCCUAGGUAUAGCAACGUACGGCCGGUGGGCCUGGGUGCUUUUAGCCUUGUUUGGUAUGUCUCCCUUAUUAUCCCCGUUGCCCCUUUUCCCCCACCCAGUUCCGCGUAUGACCGGGUGAGGGGCCAAUCUGUGGCGAUCAAGAAGCUAUUGAACCCCUUUGCCACGGCAGCCAACGCUAAGCAGACGUACCGGGAGAUUAAGCUCUUAAAGCAGCUACGACACGAAAAUCUCAUCGGCUUGUGCGAUGUUUUUAUCUCUCCCCGAACAGAUGUUUACCUAGUAACCGAGCUCCUCUCAACUGACCUCGGCCGCCUCCUGGAGGCUGGACCCUGGAACCACAAUUCGUACAGUAUUUCGCGUAUCAAAUACUGCAACUUGGUCAUCGAUGAGAACUGCGACUUGAAGAUAUGUGAUUUCGGUCUCGCCAGGCCGCAGGAUCGUCGAAUGACUGGAUAUGUCUCGACGCGGUAUUAUCGCGCACCGGAGGUCAUGCUUACAUGGCAGAUGUACGGUGUAGAGAUGGACAUUUGGAGUGCCGGGUGUGUCAUUGCGGAGAUGUUCAAUGGAAAGCCGUUAUUCCCCGGGCAAGACCCCAUUAACCAGUUCUACUUGAUCCUGGACGUGUUGGGGAAUCCAUCGGACAAGUUUAUCUCGCGGGUCUGUACCACAAAUACAGUGGAGAUCAUCCGGUCACUGGAGCGAAGAGAGCCGCGUCCCUUGCAAAGCGUUAUUCAGAAUCUAGAUGAGUUCUCCCGGAGCUUGCUCGAGAGAAUGCUCAUACUGGACCCACAAGAAAGGAUUUCCGCCGAGGAAGCCCUACAACACCCCUAUAUGAGUGUGUAUCAUGACCCGGCCGAUGAGCCCAUUGCCGAAGAAAAGUUCGACUGGACGUUCAACGGCAGUGAAUUUGACGAGGAGAUGCUAAAAGAAAUGAUGUAUGCCCUUCCUCAUCCCCCCUGA
This is a messenger RNA of Aspergillus bombycis, 1152 nucleotides long. RefSeq names its product mitogen-activated protein kinase mpkC. Lineage: Eukaryota; Fungi; Ascomycota; Eurotiomycetes; Eurotiales; Aspergillaceae. The record is from RefSeq and is a predicted model, not a curated record. Gene Ontology annotation, biological process: osmosensory signaling pathway; stress-activated MAPK cascade; cellular response to oxidative stress. The annotation marks the transcript as partial. The transcript is spliced from 7 exons. Gene Ontology annotation, molecular function: protein serine/threonine kinase activity; ATP binding. Gene Ontology annotation, cellular component: nucleus; cytoplasm.